Messenger RNA from Carcharodon carcharias (great white shark), 4587 nucleotides. It is a transcript of the gene ripor2, whose product is annotated as RHO family interacting cell polarization regulator 2. NCBI's taxonomy places the organism in Eukaryota, Metazoa, Chordata, Chondrichthyes, Lamniformes, Lamnidae. The record is from RefSeq and is a predicted model, not a curated record. The transcript is spliced from 23 exons. Bases 298 to 3474 code for a protein of 1058 amino acids.
CUUCAGUCAUUUCACAGUAAGCAACUGGAUGAAGAAGACAAAAAAUAUCUUCACUGGCCCUUUUAUUGGAGUGAGACAGCGAGACUCACUGGUGCCUGCCUGUGGGUAGCAGUAUCUCACCGUCUGGAUGAGAAAAGGUUUCCGUGUAAGGGAGCUCAGCUGAACACUGUGCUAGCCAAAGAAAUGUCCACACCGUGAAGAUAUCUGUUAAAUUACACUCACCAUCCUGUUAAUGGGAACCCAGAAUUCCUGCUGUACGAGAAUACUGAAGAAAUCUCCUCCAGGUUACCGAGCGUCAUGUCAGUAGGAUCACCCUCCUCGCCAGGUGGGCCCAAUGGUAUCAUUAGAAGCCAAUCUUUUGCCGGCUUCAGCACACAGCUGGAAAGAAGAUCUAGGUCUCAGUCCUUCAUUGGAAGUAACGGAGCCCUCAAAAAACCACAAGGAAAACUAAAGAAAAUGAAUGCUUCAUCCUAUAAGAACAAUUGCACACCCAAAGACGUGCAGCCAAAGCGAAUGGAGGAAGUCUACGAGGCCCUGAAGAAAGGAUUAAUUGAAUACCUGGAGAUGCACCAAACAGAGCUGGAGAAACUAACUACCCAGCUGAAAGACAUGAAGCGCAAUUCCAGACUGGGUGUCUUGUAUGAUUUGGAUAAGCAAAUCAAAGCAAUAGAGCGAUAUGUCAGAAGGCUGGAGUUCCACAUCAGUAAGGUAGAUGAAUUGUACGAGACAUUUUGCAUCCAGAAAAGGCUUCGAGAUGGAGCUUCCAAAAUGAAACAGGCCUUUGCAAUGUCGCCUUCCACUAAAGGUGCUCGGGAAAGCCUAGCAGAAAUAAACAGAAGCUACAAAGAAAACACAGAGGCAUUGUGCUCACUGGAGGGAGAGAUUGGAAACCUGCUGGGAGAAUUUCACAUUAAGAUGAAAGGUUUAGCCGGUUUUGCACGCCUUUGUCCAGGAGAUCAAUAUGAGAUCUUUAUGCGAUUUGGCCGUCAAAGGUGGAAAUUAAAAGGCAAAAUAGAAGCAAAUGACCGACAGAGCUGGGACGGAGAGGAGAUGGUUUUCGUACCUCUGAUUAAUGAAUUCUUCUCAAUUAAGGUGUCAGAGUUGAAGGGACUGACUACUCAUCUCUUGGUUGGCAGCGUAACAUGUGAAACUAAGGACUUGUUCACAGCCAGACCUCAAAUGGUUGCGGUUGACAUCAAUGACCUUGGAACUGUUAAACUAAAUCUUGAGGUCAUCUGGUAUCCAUUUGACAAGGAAGACCUGACUCCAUCCACAGGCAAUCUGAACAAAGCCACCUGUGUACAAAGACGAUGUUCCAUAUACAGCCAAAGCACCCCAGAAACACCCACCUUUGAAGACUUCUCCUUCUUUAAAUGCCUGCAGCCAUCACCAGACAGACUACGGCUGUCAUUCAUAGAUGCUCUUCGGGACACGUUCUUUGACAAACUGCGACGGAGUCGCUCAUUCAGUGACCUGCCAUCUCUUAGGCUGCAGCCUAGGGAAAGGCUGGAGCUCUAUUCUUCACAGCUUGAGGAUGACAUCUUUGAUAAUGAGAACUUAACCAGUGAGAAGUCCAUUUCACUCAGCCAUGGUAACCUUGCAAAUGGCACAUGCAUUACCCUGCCCAGUUUGACACCCACUAGCCGAGUCUACUCCAAUCCUGAAAUCACUGUGACUCCACCUGAUACUCAAGAUGAAGACUCUGAAUCUCAGAUUUCAGCUACUGAGGCAAAUGAUGUCUCAACAUCAGCAAACAAAACAGAGCGAACUGGUGUUCCAAAUUCACCUGAAUCUGACCAGGAAGAAGAGAUAUCAGAUAUUGGAGACCUGUCACCCAUGCAAAUAGAAUGCCACCAACAAGAAUCAGGCCAAGAAAAUGAUAUAUUUUCAGAAUCCAAUGACACAGUGGGAAUCCUUCAAGAUUCAGAUGAGAUGUCUGACCUAAAACCUGUUGAAUUGGAUGCUUAUGAAGGCAAUCUAACCAAGCAACUGGUGAAGAGAUUGACCUCAACAGAAAUGUUGCCGACCCCAAAUGGACAGGAAUUUGAUGCUUUUCUAUCCAAUGAUUAUAGAGGAACCAGGUCAACCUCAGGGGUGAGCCUGGAGGAAGCUCUGCAGGGUCUCCUUCUAUCAUUGGAGCCACACAAAGAGCAAUAUAAAGAACUUCAAGAGUUGGACCAAGAAGCCAUGCGACUUGAGGACCUGUUAAAGUGCAAACCAAAUACAAACAGAAGCAGAUCAUCCAGUUUCAGUCUCACUGUGGAAAGUGCUUUAGAAAGCUUUGAUUUCCUAAACACUUCAGACUUUGAUGAGGAUGAUGGUGGUGAUAAUGAUGCUGACUCCGAAUGCUCUGAUGUCGAGGCUCAGAAAAACAUUUGCUCAGAACACCCAGAUGCCAGAGGUCACCUCAGUGAGGCAUUAACAGAAGACACAGGAGUUGGCACUAGUGUUGCUGGAAGUCCUCUCCCACUCACCACGGGAAACGAAAAUAUCGACCUCACCAUCGUCAAACACUUAGAGCAUUCUGAACAGCUCAUCCAGCAACUUUUGUCAUUUGAAGAAUGGCCGGUCAUUCGGGACAGCCUCCUGGAUAAGAUUUCCCAGCAAACCCAUGUACUAGAAAGCCUGGCCGAGAUCAGCACAGAGAAACCAGGAAAUAUUAACCCUGCAUUAAAUAUGGUUCCACAGCUACGGGGAAACCAGGCUUUGCUCUCCAGCUGGCUAGAGAGUUCCAGCUCAGGAAAUGCAUUUUAUGCUCCGGUGGACAAACUGAUAAAACAAAUGAGUCUCCGCUUUGGCAAAAGUGUGAAUGAGAGGUGUCCAGGUCACUCCGAAGCAGUUUUUCAAACCCUCGUGAAUCAGAUGCUCGAUAAAUCAGAGUUGUUCACUGCCCCUGAUGCACAGGAAGUGAUAACCAUCUGCCAGUUUGCUAACUAUCUGACUAGUCACAACAUAUCUGACUUUGGAGAUCACCUGACACAGCUGGCAAAUGAAGUUGUGCUGCUGCAGACUAUUCCGUCUUUGCAGCCGGAAAAAACGUUACAAACACUGGAAGAGCAGCCAAUCCAUAAUCUUCAACCUUUAGAGGAGACGUUAAAGGCAAUAGCUUUCCUUCUAUUGGAAACUAACAGUAAUCUAGUGCAGGCUGCAACUUCCUUCCUUGCUACGGCUUCAACAAACAACAAUUUCAGAGAAAAGGCUUUGCUUUACUACACCAAGGCACUGACCCAACGCAAUAUAAAGAUCCAAACGGCAGCUUGCACAGCACUGAAAUGCAUCAAAGCUUGUGAAAGCAUUGACAUACUGGUGAGUCUGUGCCAAUCUGAGAGAGAACUUCUCCGGCAAGCCGCUGCUGAAUCACUUCUUUCACUUGGAGAAGAAGGUUGCUUGGCUUAUGAGCAGCUGGAUAAGGUCCCUCAGGAAAUGGUGCAACUUGCAGGAAGACGAGGAAAUGCGGUCAGUACUGCCUUCUAAAAGGGAACUUGCAAUGCAACUCAGUAUUACAGUCUGCCCACGUGAAUGGAAGCUGCACAAAUUCUGUGCUGAGGGUGAAAGAUGUGGCAUAGUGACAGAUCGAAGAGAAGCAGGACUGCUCACCAGAACAAUGCCUUUCACCAGGCAAAAGCUGCCUCCCACAACAAUACUCGAACCACAACGUGCAUAAUGACACCAUCCAAAGAGGAAGCGAAUGAAUCAGUGAAUCAUUUCAUUCAAAUGUUUUACCAAAGUUAUUCGAACUCCAUGGAUAUCACUUUAUUUUGUGUUAAAUUAUUUAGAAUUCAUUGAAAUGUUUAACUACUGAAUUAACUAUUUCUUAUCAUUCUUUUUGAGAUCACACUGGCAUUACUUUUUUUAAUUUGCACAUUUUUGACUUGGGUUAUCAGGGCACAUAAUGUAUAUAUUGCAUCUCUAGUUAAUGUAUUCUUAUUAGCUUUCUGGUGUCCCAUAGCCUUGAUUUGGCCGUAUGGAUGAAACAAAAGCCAAAUGGACUAGGGCCUAUAUGAAAGGAAGAGUGCAGUGUAGUUGGGAUUGGUCCUUUGAAGUUUGCAUCCAUAUCAGAUGCUGUGUUUCAGCCAUUAGGAUUUAGAAUCAAAAAAAUUCCACAGAAGAUGACAAUCAUCAUGUGAAUAAAGCAGGACCUGGGAUAUUGUAUGUGUAACAUGCUUAAAAUACCCUUCCUAUAAGGCAUGAUCUGGCCUCUAAAUAUGUUGCACAUGGAGCUCAACAUAUGUCGGAGACAACAGGUUUAGGAGUGUGAGACUGGGGAAUUAAUUUAUAAAAUAUUAUGAGGCAGAGUUUACCUGUGGAAUGUCAGAAUAGACAUAAACUGAGGACGACAAUGCCUACAAAAGAAUAGGUGCAGUUGUUAAAGGAUUUUCCUGGCUCAGAUACUCUAUUGUAUAAUUAAUUAAUUUGAUUCAAAUUCCAUUUCUUUGCCUUGUCUUUCGGAGGAAAAUGCAGCAAAUUCUUUGUUUACCUAAAUGUCAUUUUUAAAAUAAAAUUUCAAGUAUGUAUUUUGUCCUUAUUACACCUUUACAUAAUGAAUAUUAAACAUUCAUGUCAGAUGCUGACCUGAGGUAAAAAUGA